UGUGUUGUGUUGUAGCAAUAUAAGGGCAGUCAAACUAACGACACAGAGGCGCAAUCAAAACAAAAUGAUUGGUCCCUGCUCCUACUUUAACAGCCUAUCUUGUUUGUCCUAAAUCCACAUUUAAAUUGUACUCAUUACUUAAUUAAUUAGGAGGCCUAGCCCGGUGGAGACGGGAUCUCGAGUCUCUACUACUGCUGUCACCGGUGUCUAGGAUCCAUGGCGCUCAUGGGAAGUGGGGUGGUUGCAGUUGCACCAGCUUCCUGCUUUUGGCCCUGUACAGAUGAUAUCUACGGUCACCACAAAAUGUCCUCCAGUUACCCAAGAACAAGAAUAUGUGGCAGAAGAAGAUUAUUACCGCGAUACUCCAACGGUUCUAAAGCGGGUGCUUCAUCGCUGAAUUGCAGGCAACCGAUUGUCUCAGCUGAACCACCACCACCACCAGGACAAAGUUCGGUACUCCUCCCCCCGACAGCGACAUCGACAGCGACAGCAACAGCAACAGCAGCAGGCGGCAGCCCCAUCUCUCUACUACUACUACUACUACUACCAAGCAAGAAGCAGCAGCGGCAGCAGGAGGGGUUGUGAUGAGUCCUGGUUUAAUAGACUACUUUCAAGUAUCGGAGGAUUUGGUCCUCCGAUCCGAGGCUGACGGUGGGCCUCCGCGCUGGUUUUGUCUCUUGGACUGCCACUGCUCCUCCUCUCACUCUGCCUCUUCUUCCAAAAACCACAAUCCUCUCUUGCUUUACUUACCAGGGGUGGACGGUGUUGGAUCCGGACUUCUGUUGCAAUGCAAAAAACUAGGCGAGAUUUUUAACGUAUGGUGCUUGCACAUCCCCCUCUCGGAUCGUUCAUCCUUUUCAGACCUGGUGAAGCUGGUUGAGGAAACGGUCAGGUCAGAGAACUCCCGCAGACCCCACACACCUGUAUAUCUUGUUGGAGAAUCUUUGGGAUGCCUUGCCCUGGCUAUUGCUUCCCGAAAUCCCGACAUUGAUCUCGUCUUAGUUUUGGCCAACCCAGCUACGUGUUUCAGUAAAUCCCAGCUGCUCCCUCUGCUACCUUUCUCACAUCUCAUGCCCAAGGAGAUGAAUCCGAGCUUGCUUUAUAUGCUAUGUCUAUCAUCAGGUAGGUGCUCUUGCCUCUUUUUGAUCACUCAGCAUUCAUUCCAAUUACCAAGUUGUCAUUUCAUUAUGUGCUACGUAUCCUUCAAGAAUGGCCAUGGGUGCUCUGCAGAAAAGCCUCCCCUCGAACAAACAGUUGGAGAGUUGUCUCAGGCUGCCAGAGCGGUAUCAUCCUAUAUUUCUGUUCUGGCUGAUCUUUUAGGUGUAGAAACCUAUUGGAAACUGAAGAUGCUCAAAUCAGCUGAAGCAUUUUCAAAUUCACGUCUUCAUGCUAUCAAAGCUCGGACUCUAAUCCUUUCCAGUGGAAGAGAUUCAAUGUUACCAAGUGAAGAAGAAGGAGAAAGGCUUCGUCGCUUGUUGCCAGAUUGUCAAAUCCGAACAUUUAGCGACAGAGGUCAUGUUCCUUUCUUGGAAGAUGGUUUCGAUCUGGUGACAAUCAUUAAGUGUGCAAGCUUUUAUCAACGUGGAAGAUGCGUUGAUUAUGUUUUGGAUUACUUGCCGCCCAAACCUCCUGAAUUCGAACAAAUAUAUGAACCACACAGAUGGACCGAGGUGGCAUGCAAUCCGGUGAUGCUUUCGACAUUGGAGAAUGGAAAGAUUGUUCAGGGCCUUAAAGGGAUUCCUUGUCAGGGACCAGUUUUAUAUGUUGGUUAUCACAUGAUGCUAGGUUUUGAGUUGAUCCCUCUAGUAGCACGCUUUUGGAUGGAAAGAAACAUUGUUUUGAGAGGCAUUGCACAUCCAAUGGCAUUUAAAAGGUUGAAAGAUGGAAAACUACCUGAUUUGUCAACAUACGAUGCAUUUCGAUUUAUGGGUGCAGUUCCAGCAUCAGCAACUACUUUUUAUAAGCUUUUUUCUACAAAAUCCCAUGUCCUAUUGUAUCCAGGGGGCAUGAGGGAGGCUCUUCAUCGAAAGGGUGAGGAGCACAAAUUAAUUUGGCCCGAACAGUCUGAGUUUGUCAGAAUGGCAGCUAGAUUUGGUGCAAAAAUAAUUCCUUUCGGAGCAGUUGGAGAAGAUGAUUUUGGCCAACUGCUUUUUGAUUACGACGACCUCAUGAAGAUCCCAUAUUUUGAGGCAUUUACACGGGAGCUAACUGAUGAAGCAGUGAAUUUAAGGAGUGAACGUGAAGGAGAGAUUGCUAACCAAGAUAUACAUCUCCCUGUCAUUCUACCCAAGGUUCCUGGGAGGUUAUAUUUCCUCUUUGGGAAGCCAAUUGAAACAGAAGGCAGGAAGCAGGAUUUGAAAAGAAGAGACGAAGCCCAGCAAGUAUAUAUUCAGGUAAAAUCUGAGGUCGAGAGUUGCAUUGCAUACUUGAAGGAGAAAAGAGAGAACGAUCCGUAUCGGAAUGUAUUGGCUCGAUUGACUUAUCAGGCUGUGAAUGGCUUCGAUGCUGAGGUUCCUACUUUUGAGCUUUGAUGAAAAGUUUUUGGGGCAAAGUCCAAGCCAAGCGACUAGGGCAAAAGGGAAUAUUCCGCAGUCAAUUUAUUAUGGUAAUAUCAGGCACAGUUACUACAUGUACCGUAGACCUAUCAAUCCAAUCAUCCAUCUGAGUCGGCUUUUAAUUAGUUUAUAAGGUUCGGCUCAGCUCAUGUAUGUAGUUAGUUAGUAACACUUUUAGACUUUGAAUUAUGAGUUUCGAAUUGAGAAAUGUGAAACUCACACUCGAACUCCCAAAACAUUACGACUUUGAGUCUAAUUCGGAUUUAGUCCAACUCACUUAUUACUCCU
This is a messenger RNA of Coffea arabica (coffee), 2843 nucleotides long. The record is from RefSeq and is a predicted model, not a curated record. NCBI's taxonomy places the organism in Eukaryota, Viridiplantae, Streptophyta, Magnoliopsida, Gentianales, Rubiaceae.